Molecule: messenger RNA, 1155 nt
Organism: Phytophthora infestans T30-4
Lineage: Eukaryota; Oomycota; Peronosporomycetes; Peronosporales; Peronosporaceae
Product: histidine acid phosphatase, putative
Exons: 1
Coding region: 1-1155 (384 amino acids)
Biological process (GO): dephosphorylation
Molecular function (GO): phosphatase activity
Source: RefSeq, a predicted model, not a curated record
AUGGCUACAUCCUCGUCGACUAGUAGGGACUUGACUUUGCGCCAUGUACUCAUCUUCCACCGCCACGGAGACCGCACUCCGGUCCUCACAUCCAUCGGCAGCAAAGUAGAGCCGACGCAAGAAGAGAAAGACUUUUGGGCCUCCAAGGUGGCGACAUCGGAGCAACUUGAGCUGCUCCAGCGGACCGCCAAACCCGUGGGCGCCGACGAGACGCAGCCUCCGGUCAUCCGACCCUCGAAGGAGUCUCAAUAUCCCUACGGACUGCUGACCCAGAAGGGCGUCAAACACAUGACUGGAAAGGGGCAAAUGCUACGAGAGCGCUACGGACAUUUGGUGGGCGACGACGUAAAGGUCGAGGACGUCUACGUGCUCUCCAGCAGUGUGCCACGCACCAUUGAGUCGGUGCAGAGCUUGCUACGAGGCUUCUUCUAUGAUGGAGAAGCCCAGAAGAAGAAAGUCCCGCAGUUCUAUGUGCACACGUACAAGCACAACGUACUGGCGCCCAUGCACCCACUGCAAGUGUUUAACGAGAUCGAACUCAUUGUACACGACGAUGUGCUCGCGUUAAGGAGUGAGAUCGAGCGUGACGCCAUGGAGAAACUUGCUCUGCAUCUGCGUGAGUGUCUGGGGGUACCGGACAACCAGCCUCUGUCUUGGACGGCAAUUCGGGACGCGCUGACGUGUCGAGAAGCGCAUGGCUGGCCGUUCCCUGAGGGCGUCGACCACACGACCUUCGAGCAGGUUGAGGCCUACGACACGUGGCUCUGGCAGCGUCUGUAUCAUUCCAAAGACUUUUGCUAUCAAGCGUUCAGAGACGGCGUCAAGGAAGUCUACGAGUUUGUCAAGUCCGUAGUCGAGAGCACGCAGCCAGCCAAGAUUUCCUUCUUCUCAGCUCACGACAACUCGAUUGUGGCUCUGCUGGGAGCUUUGCAGAUCGACGUGGGCUCGCAAUUGCCUGAGUAUGGCACUAUGUUGGCGUUGGAAGUGUACGAGGACAUGGCUACACACGAGUUUUUCGUCAAACCACUGUAUGAGAACGAGGUGGUGACUUUUGCGGGCCACACGCACGACCCGCUGUGUCCAUUCUCGCACUUUGAGUCGUUGGCGUUUGACUUCCUGUCCUACAAGGCGCAGCAGACAGAGCAACUAGAGUAG